AAUAAUUGGCGCUGCCGUCUCUCCUCCUGAAGCAGAGCAUGGAUGAGUCUCUCCAGAAGCGUUUCCUCCGGUCGCUUCGCCUUUAGGACGACAGAUUCCUGCUCAUCCACCUUUUGUCCAGGCGGCCUGUUCGCUGUGUCUGAUGCAAAACUCCAUUAAGUGUGUGGUGGUGGGGGAUGGGGCUGUGGGUAAAACAUGUCUGCUCAUCAGCUACACCACCAAUGCCUUCCCAGGGGAAUACAUCCCCACAGUAUUUGAUAAUUAUUCUGCCAGUAUGCUACUGGACGGGAAACCAGUGUCCCUGGGUCUGUGGGACACAGCAGGACAGGAGGACUACGACAGACUCAGACCUCUGUCCUACCCUCAGACGGAUGUGUUCCUGGUCUGCUUUUCAGUGGUCAGUCCAGCUUCUUAUGAAAACGUCCGUACCAAGUGGAGUGUGGAGCUGAAGCACCACUGCCCCAACACCCCCAUGAUCCUGGUGGGCACCAAGUCCGACCUGAGGGACGACAAGGACAUGCUUGAAAAGCUGAAGGAGAAGGACCUCUGUCCCGUCACCUACCCCCAGGGUUUGGCCUUAACCAAGGAAAUAGGUGCGGUGAAGUACCUGGAGUGCUCGGCUCUGACGCAGCGCGGCCUCAAGACCGUGUUUGAUGAAGCCGUCAGGGUGGUGAUGUGUUCUGUGACCGCUCCCAACCAGAAGGUCAAGAAGAAGUGCGCCAUGAUAUAGUGAGAUCCGCAGAGCCACUGUCACAAGAAUACACCGUCAAUCAACUAGCACUUCUCAGACAGUCAGUCUCAAUACAAAGUCGUCAAAUGCAAAUAUACAAGCAACAACCAAUAAUCUUCUGAAAACCCAGUCGCUACUGUGGCUUUAGCUCUAGGUUCCACCCGCUGACCUUUCUCAGAAGACUUGGGAAGGGUCUGCAGGGUUCGUGGGCUAUGAGCAAAUCUCAUAAACAGGUUGGUGUGGAGCAUAGGAGACUCCAAAUGUGCCCUUUCACCUUCACUAACUACCUCCACCCCCAAAGUCCCUUGAAUAUCCAAGGAUACUAUUAGCGGUCUCAUGAAUCUUUAAUGUUUUUAUGAACCUGAAGUGAUCUCUUCUCUUAGUAGUGUCUGAAUAUCUGUCAUAAUGUCUGAAUAUGAAGGAUUAUCUCGUUUUGUUUUCUUAUAAAUAGUCAUUAUCCAUGUUUGGUUGUAAAUUAAAACAGUGAUUAAUGCUUUAAACUCUGAGGUGAGCCUGUGUUUUCAUUGGUUUCAUGUUUGAAGCCUUUCAUGUGACGAAGAGUUUCUCUGCAUUCCCCGUCUCUCAAUGAGUCAAACGCCUGUAAAUAAAAUGUUCCUUUUUUUCUUAUUGGCCACAUGUUUCCUCCGGCUGGUUCUGAUUGGCUGAUCAACCCCCUGUGACGACUCCUUCACCCAGAAGCUCUUGGCUCAGAGCCAACCUAGCAAAAAAAAAAUCGUUUGCUCCGUGUGCUCAGAAAAUCUGUUUGUGAUGAAUGUUUUUGUUGGCAUUUUCACUUUGCUACAUUUGUUUUGUUCGUCGCACCUGAAAAGCUUGUUUCCUGUUGUUGAUCGUGUGACUGGUGUGACGCGAAAAAAGUGUUCCCAUUGAGAAAACGUCAUCCUAGUGCCAAAAAUCUUUACCAAAUGAGAGUUUUUUCGACCACAUUUAUUUUUGAUAUGUGGUUUGAUAGCUGUUGCUACGGGCACUGUGACGCAAACAUGGGAGCGCUGUUCUGUUCAGUUUGCCUAUGUCGAUGUGCGUCAGAUAAACUUAAAUUCAUUAAUAUGUCAAAUUGUGCAGUUACUCGGCCCAUGGAAAUGCUAAGGAGCAUUUCUUCCCUGUUUGUGUCAGUCAGAUACAAAACCAAGGCAGGAUUCUGUCCAAACAUCCAAAGCAUGAACCAGAGGAACCAGUCCCUCUCUGCUGCACACAACUUAUCCUUAAUCCCUGUUUGUCCAGCUGCUGUGCUGGGAAUUUCCCAGUAAGCAGCCUAAGAGAUGAGCAUCAGGACUACAGGUUUUCAAGGCCGUCUGGUUCAUUGGCAGGAGAUCCAGACCACAACAAGGUGUUCUUCUUUUUCUAAUGUGUUUUCCUGGUGCCAGUGAAAUUUGACUAAGGUGGCUCUGAAACUUUAAAUGUUUCCUUUUCUCUUCUUUCUUACGUUGAAGAAGGGAGACUUCCAGUCCGCUUUCAAAUUUAGGCUGCAAAAUGCCUGACUUUACUUUAAACUUUACAUAAAUGUUAACUUAAUGUUCUUUUUUUUGCUCAUAAAGGUUCCUGUCUUAGCUCUAGUGGUUUUUUGUGGAUUUUUUUUUUUUUUUUUUUUUGCAGCAUUCUUUUUCCCCAUGUUUUUUAUUGGAAUCUUCUGAAAAUAAGCCAUUACAUAAUGUUCACUAGAUCCUUUUUGAUCACAUAAUCUGUUAGCUUUCUGUAGUAUUUUUCAUGUAGUUUUGAUGGAAGUGUAAUCAUAUCACUGAUGCUGAAUAAAUCUUAAAUCUGA
This is a messenger RNA of Xiphophorus maculatus (southern platyfish), 2510 nucleotides long. Its product is annotated as ras-related C3 botulinum toxin substrate 1-like. The transcript is spliced from 6 exons. Lineage: Eukaryota; Metazoa; Chordata; Actinopteri; Cyprinodontiformes; Poeciliidae. The record is from RefSeq and is a predicted model, not a curated record. Gene Ontology annotation, molecular function: protein kinase binding; GTPase activity; GTP binding. Gene Ontology annotation, biological process: regulation of cell shape; motor neuron axon guidance; regulation of actin cytoskeleton organization. Bases 143 to 730 code for a protein of 195 amino acids. Gene Ontology annotation, cellular component: cytoskeleton; cytoplasmic vesicle; cell cortex.